Molecule: messenger RNA, 1073 nt
Organism: Chenopodium quinoa (quinoa)
Lineage: Eukaryota; Viridiplantae; Streptophyta; Magnoliopsida; Caryophyllales; Amaranthaceae
Product: thymocyte nuclear protein 1-like
Exons: 1
Coding region: 271-864 (197 amino acids)
Cellular component (GO): nucleus
Source: RefSeq, a predicted model, not a curated record
CCCCUCAAAAAACAAGUCUACUUUGAUAUGUAGAGACAUAAUAAUGUAUUUGUGUAUUAUUUAUUUAUUGCUAAUUAAAAUAAUGGUUGUUUCCAGUGGAAUUUGUUCAUUUAGAUUAGAUAACUGUUAUCAGUAAUUAAAUUGCACAAUUUUCAAAGUAAAGGGGACUAAUUUGCACAUAGUACUUAAGUCUUAGGGCUCAUUAGCCACAUGUUCCAUUAUGUAGUUGGCGCCAAAAAAAAGUCCAUUUACCCGCCAUAAAUCCACUUUAUGAAUAUUCACAAAUCAGAAAUCACACUUGUAACAGUCGUAAAUACACAAUUCACAAACCCUAAAUUCCCCAAAAAAAAAAAAACGAAGCAAAUGAAGAAGAAAAACCAAAAACCUCCAAAACAAGAAGAAGAACAACAACAACAACAAGAUAAACAGCAAUACUGGUUGCUGAAAACCGAAAUUGGGGAAUGGUCAUGGGAAGAUCAAUCAUCAAACGGAGGAAAAUCCAAAUGGGACGGCGUUAAAAACAGGCAAGCCCAGAAAUAUCUCAAAUCCAUGAAAAUGGGGGACCUCUGUUUCUUCUACCAUUCUGGUAACAAAGCGCGUCGCAUUGUCGGCGUUGUUACCGUCGUUAAGGAAUGCUAUGACGACGGAGAUGACGGCGGAGUUGCGGUGGAUGUGGCGGCGGUGGGGGAGAUGAGGAGGCCGGUGGAUUUGGCGGAGAUGAAGAUGGAUGAUCGGAUGAAGGCGUCAGGGUUUGCGUUGUUUCGGCAGCCUCGGUUGUCGGUGGUGCCGGUGUCGAGGGAGGUGUGGGAGAGGGUGUGUGAGUUGGGUGGUGGGUAUGAAGGGGAUGGAGAGGAUGAGGUGUGAACUAUGAAGCAUGAUCACCAUGUGUUUGUGUUUUUGCCUCAAUGAAAGAAAGUUAUUUUAGUAAACAUUUUGGCUAAGCAUUGCUUAGAUUAUUUAGAGGAUGUUAAGUUUGUAGUCUCUAUUUUGUAUAGCAUGAUUACUACUAUGAAGGUUACUAAUUAAUGGAGUAACAUUAUAACAGUAAUACUCGUACAUCGAUAUGGUGCUUU